Messenger RNA from Lynx canadensis (Canada lynx), 3641 nucleotides. It is a transcript of the gene PTPN12, whose product is annotated as protein tyrosine phosphatase non-receptor type 12. The transcript has 18 exons. Bases 751 to 3027 code for a protein of 758 amino acids. Lineage: Eukaryota; Metazoa; Chordata; Mammalia; Carnivora; Felidae. Gene Ontology annotation, biological process: peptidyl-tyrosine dephosphorylation. Gene Ontology annotation, molecular function: non-membrane spanning protein tyrosine phosphatase activity. The record is from RefSeq and is a predicted model, not a curated record. Gene Ontology annotation, cellular component: nucleus; cytoplasm.
CAUCUUUGUUAAAUACUCAAUAGGAAUUAAGGCUUUGAGAUUUUGGUGUCAUUUGGAUAUUUUUGGUGACUUCGUAAAAGUUUCAGUUGAAGUGGUAAAGGGAAGAAUGAAAAUUUUAAGGGGUUCAGGAGUUAAUGGUUCACUAGGAAGUGCCAGUUUCUCUUUAAAACUGUGGUCUGUUGACCACAGCUUUGAAGCAGUGUAGCCUAGCAAAAAAUAAUUUAUUUCCAUAUAGUGGUAAAUAUGUGUUGAACUCUGUUAAACUUCUAAGGUGACUCUUCCUGUGCUGUAUUUGUUUUUGCAAAGAUAAGUAAAAAUUCUGUAACCAUGCUAUUAAUUUGGGGGUCUUCCUUAAUUUUUUAGUUGGACAGUUGAUAUUAUUAUGGCUUAAUGUGUUAAAGCUGGAGCUCAGUAUUCUCAAUUUUACUAUAUGGUUCAUAGUCUGUGUUAUGGAAUAAUGAGGUUGGUGAUAGAUUGCUUUGGAACACUUUAAGAGUCUGGGCUUGGCAAAGUAUUUUCCAGUGUAAACUAAAGGGUAAUGGGGACCGAAGUGACAGUGUUUGCUUAAAUCAAGACACAUUACCAGAUAGAUGAAGGGUGGCAUGGUCAGAGGCCAUAGGUUUAAUACCCAAAUUUUGGAAUUUUUGAGUAAUUUGCUGUGGAGACAAUGGAACAAAACACUUGAAUUUGGGAUUGACCUGUAAAAUCUGGAGCCAACAGUUUCAUGAGUUAAAUGGUUAGAGGACCAGAAUGAUUGAGGAAGAGAUGAAAGAAAAGCGAUUAAGAAGAUUGUCUACCAAAUAUAGAACAGAAAAGAUUUAUCCUACAGCCACUGGAGAAAAAGAAGAAAAUGUUAAAAAGAACAGAUACAAGGACAUACUGCCAUUUGAUCACAGCCGAGUUAAGUUGACUUUAAAGACUCCUUCUCAAGAUUCAGACUAUAUCAAUGCAAAUUUUAUUAAGGGUGUUUAUGGGCCAAAAGCGUAUGUGGCAACCCAAGGACCGUUAGCAAAUACAGUAAUAGAUUUUUGGAGGAUGAUAUGGGAGUACAAUGUUGUAAUCAUUGUAAUGGCCUGUCGAGAAUUUGAGAUGGGAAGGAAAAAAUGUGAACGCUAUUGGCCUUUGUAUGGAGAAGAACCUAUAACAUUUGCACCAUUUAAAAUUUCUUGUGAAGCUGAACAAGCAAGAACAGACUACUUCAUUAGGACACUCUUACUUGAAUUUCAAAAUGAAUCUCGUAGGCUGUAUCAGUUUCAUUACGUGAACUGGCCAGAUCAUGAUGUUCCCUCAUCAUUUGAUUCCAUUCUGGACAUGAUAAGCUUAAUGAGGAAAUACCAAGAACAUGAAGAUGUGCCUAUUUGUAUUCAUUGCAGUGCAGGCUGUGGAAGAACAGGUGCCAUUUGUGCCAUAGAUUAUACAUGGAAUUUACUAAAAGCUGGGAAAAUACCAGAGGAAUUCAAUGUAUUUAAUUUAAUACAAGAAAUGAGAACACAAAGGCAUUCUGCAGUACAAACUAAGGAGCAGUAUGAGCUUGUUCACAGAGCAAUUGCCCAACUGUUUGAAAAACAGCUACAACUGUAUGAAAUUCAUGGAGCCCAGAAAAUUGCUGAUGGGGUGAAUGAAAUUAACACUGAAAAUAUGGUCAGCUCCAUGGAUCCUGACAAACAAGAUUCUCCUCCUCCAAAACCACCAAGGACCCGCAGUUGCCUUGUUGAAGGGGAUGCCAAGGAAGAAAUACUUCAGCCACCAGAACCUCAUCCAGUGCCACCCAUCUUGACACCCUCUCCCCCGUCAGCGUUUCCAACAGUCACUACUGUGUGGCAGGACAAUGACAGAUACCAUCCAAAGCCAGUGUUGCACAUGGUUUCAUCAGAACAACAUUCAACAGACCUCAACAGAAACUAUAAUAAGUCAGCAGAACUUCCAGGGAAAAAUGAACCAGCUAUUGAACAGAUGGAUAAAAAAUUGGAGCGAAAUUUAAGUUUUGAGAUUAAGAAGGUCCCCCUCCAAGAGGGACCAAAAAGUUUUGAUGGGAACACACUCUUGAAUAGGGGACAUGCAAUUAAAAUUAAAUCGACUCCACCUUGUAUAGCUGAUAAAACCUCUAAGUCCCAGGAAUUGAGUUCAGGGGAUCUUAAAGUAGAUGAUAUUUCUCAGAAUUCUUGUGUGGACUGCAGCGCAACACAGUCAAAUAAAGUUCCGGGUGUUCCACCAGAAGAAUCACAGAAGAAUUCAGGCACACCUCCCAGGCCAGACCGCUUGCCUCUUGAUGAGAAAGGACAUGUAAUGUGGUCUUUUCAUGGACCUGAAAAUACCCUACCCAUGCCUGAGUCAUCUGAAGGAAAACCCUCAGAUCUCCACUGUCAAACGAUGAAAACUGUGAGUUUAACACCAAGCCCCACAACACCAGUUGACACCCAUGAUCCUGCAGAUCAUCAUAACAGCUCGCCUCUCUUUAGAGCACCCCUCAGUUUUACUAAUCCUCUUCACUCUGAUGACUCGGACUCAGAUGAAAGGAACUCUGACGGUGCCAUGACCAAGAAUAAAACUAGUAUUUCAACAGCAAGUGCCACAGUUUCUGCUGCCACUAGUACUGAAAGCAUUUCUACAAGGAAAGUAUUGCCAAUGUCCAUUGCUAGACAUGAUAUAGCAGGAACAAUACAUUCAGGUGCUGAAAAAGAUGUUGAUGUUAGUGAAGAUUCACCUCCUCCCCUACCUGAAAGAACUCCUGAAUCCUUUGUGUUAGCAAGUGAACAUAAUACACCUAUGAGAUCUGAAUGGAGUGAACCUCAAAGUCAGGAACAGUCUGAACAAAAAGUAUCUGAAGGCUUGACAACCCCUGGAAGUGAAAAAUGUGAUCAUCCAGCAGGAGGUAUUCACACAGAGACUUGUACAGAAUGUCCACCUAUUUUCAGUAACAAGAAAGACCAACUAUCAGAAAGUCCAACAGAGGCCACAGAUAUUGGUUUUCGUAAUCGCUGUGGAAAACCCAAAGGACCAAGAGAUCCACCUUCAGAAUGGACAUGAUUCAGGGAGCUAACAGACACUUUAAAUUAGACUGGAAAAUUCAAGUGCCACUGAAAGCCAGAUUUAUAGUAUUCCAUCUUAAAAACAUGGGACUAACAGCAGUGUAGAUUGUUGCCUUAGUAUUUUUUUUUGCUAGGACCAUCUACCUGCCUUAUACUACACUUAGGAAAAAGUAUUACAUAUGGUUUAUUUUGUAACUUCAAGUAUUAUUGCCUUAAUGUCUCUUAACCCUGUUACACGCUGCUUGUAGACAUGUUAAUAUAGUAAUACUUUUAUGAUAAAUUGAGUUUAAGGACUACUCUUUUGCUAAUGUUUUAUCAUGUAUGCAUUAUUUUGUAUAUGUACAGGGCAAGUAGGUAUAUAAUUUGAUAAAGUUGCAGUCAUAAAAUAUUAUUAACAGAAGAUGUAAGAAAUUUCUGCAUGGUCUAAAUCUUUGUGUACCUUAUUUGUAAAUUAUUUGCCCUGAAGUUUUAGAAAAUAGUUUCUGAAUUUUAAAAUUGCUGGAUUCAUGCAGCCAGCGUUGCAGGUUAUCAGAGAUCAAAGAUUGUAAUAAUAAUACAUUUUGUAAAUUGUAAGCAAAAAGUUAUUUUUAUAUUAUAUACUGUCUAAUUGUC